AUGGAUGAAGCUGAUUUCUGUAGCGUGUGGGAAGCACAGAACAAGGCCCAGCUCCUGGCAGAAGCUUUACGCUCCACAGCCUUCGAUGUGGAUUUUGACAAGCAAGCAAACCUGUUGGCCAUGCACCAGCUGAAACGUCUGAGUCUUCUGGACCAGGCCAACAUGAAAUUCGAAGAGACAGACCUCCUAAUCGACCACCGCUCUCUGCGGAGUUCCCAGCCUGGAUACAUCAUGUCUGGCAGCGGCUUCUCGAAGAAGGAGUUCCUGAAACAGAUGAAGAAGGUGAUCUUUGUGGUUCCUGAACCUCCUGUCACUGUUCAACGCGAUACGGUAGGAACUAUCUUGGUCAUUCAACAUCCAGACGAGACUCGUGCAGCUUGUUUGACCACAGCAUGGAUUCCUGAUGUACCAACAUUCCAAACGAUCCAGAUUGCCCAUUCCUUUCCGACAACGAUUGAUCGGCUCGGCUCCGAUCAACUCUUCUCCACGGAGGUGUACUCGAACUCUGCAACGACAGGAGUGAUCGAGGAUACGGAGUUUGUCGAGUAUGUGUGGGUCGCAUUGAAUAUCCACUUCAUCGCCCAUUACGCAUACAUGACGGAGGAUGAGGAUGCCUUGAACCUGAUGGCCCGAUCGCACACAGCCAGUUUCAACACAGGAGGCCGUGGCACUGAAGCCCCAGGUGAUGACAUUCUCACCUCUGAUAGCGGAACUGGGAAGUUGACCUUGAAGUUCCUUGGCAUGAUGGGCGUGAACUCUACCAUCAAGUUGCGCGCCAUCUUCGCAUUGAUCCCUCUCAAGUUGAUUGGACAGACGAUCUUGCCAGCAACGGACCAGACGAUAGCACAUGGACCAGACGAUCUUGCCAGCAACGAUCAAGUUGGACUUCUCUUACGUCAAAGGCAUGAUUUACCUGCGGCUGCAAUCCUACGGCUCACCUUGGUGGAUGUCGAGUACAAGCAAGACCGCUUUGGUCCGGCAAGCCUCAUUGACCGACGUGCCAGAUGGAUUCCACACAGAAUCACAAGAAGUUCACUCAUUCGACUUCUUGGAUACGAAGGUCACUGCAGUGAAGAUCCACCACGAUGUUGGCUUUGGAUCGACAACACGCGUGUGCCAUCUGAACUUCCUCAUGAAGAACAACUGCGAAUCACGCAUGGUGAUUAUAUUCGAUUGGCAGUACCGGCAUUCCCAGACAGACCUCUAUGUGACACAGGUGAAAACCCUUUGCCACCUGAUCUGAAUGCCACACAUGACCUCAUGCUAGCCACUAUCGAUGAUGCCCAGAUGGAUGCCAAUGCACAAGAGGUAUUCGAUGGUGUAGUUGAAUUUGGCAUCGUCACCCUGGGCGCUGAACCAGAAGAUGACAUGGGGCUCUUGCAAUUGGAUGUUAAUACUCACCACUUGGGUCCACAGCAUGAACAAGGGCCCCCCAGCUUUCACAGAUGCUCUGUCUCAAAUCUUGGAACAGAUAAUCUUGGCCCAGAAAGACCACGUUUUGAUGGACAUCUCCAUGAUCGCUGGGCACCUCUACGUGAAAUCUGGAAUCAACCGACACUACAUUUGAGGGGGCUACAAAAUGAGCCGGUGAUGCAUUUCGAGACAUGGUUCCUCAGCGGCCGAGGCUUUGCCCGCUGUUCCACGUCCAGACGUGUGGCUUUGGGAAAUGAUUUCCAUCGUUGGAUCGCCCACUUGUGCAGCAAGUGGAGAGACAGAGUUAACCCGAGAAGCCCAGCAGAGCUGAUCAUUGCUCAACCCUCUACGAUUGGUGAGCCGGGUGGAGGACAUCUGAUUCUCACACAAGAUGUUGCCACAGAGGAAAGAGCCACAUUGAUCAGCGUUUAUUGGACUUCUCAUCACCGACUACAAGACAGAUCAGCCGAACUUGUUAGCAGAAGAUUCUCGAGAGAUGGUGUUCUGCAACAAUCCGAGCUGCAUCUGUUGUGUCGCCUCGGCAGACUCCGGUGUCGAGUAGCAGUCGGAUUUCAUACCAUGGAAGCGGAUGAAGUCUGGCCCAUCCUACCUGGUACCCACUUUGACAUCUUCACUGACACUCCAUUCCAACAGGAGAUGUUUGAUAUCAACGAGGACCAGGUCAAUUUCAUGCAGAACGCCAUCAGCGUAAGCACAACCACGACGACCUCGCCAAGACCAAAUGCAGAUCAAGGGUGUGCCCCUUUUCAUUUCAAUGUCAACGCGCCAGUAUGGUCACCCAUCAUCCCUGCAAUUACGACCAUGCAUGAGACUAUACAGGACCUUUAUGCUCUUUGGCGUGACCGUACGUUUUCGUGGGAAGGUGAAGAGCGCACUGGGAUUGUGAUCACAUGGUAUGUGGACCAACAAGAUCCUGAACGAAGAAUUUGCAAUCGUCCACGCUCAGUUCGUCUCACGGAGGCCUACUACACGUGGGAACAGCAAAUUCAACAGGCAUGGCAAGACACCCUUAUUGCCCAUGAACCUUGCCAUUUUGCAAUUGUCAGUCCAGCACCUCCGCAUAUGGAAGCUGAAGUUGUGGCCCACAUCAUUCUCGUGCAACGACCUGCUGACACACUCUGCACUAGUCUCCUGGCGAUCUAUGACCAUACCAUUCCGCAAGUUGGUACCACUCAGCAGAUCGCGAUGACUACGCAUGAACACAUCUCCCUGGAGCAGCUGAUCCACAGCCUUGGACGCACCAGCCAAUGUUUGAUGGCAGGUGCGACUGAUCAAUGCCAGGCUUGGUACGGUUCAAUACGAUUAACACUCGGCACUCCUUUGCAGGGAAGAGAUGGAUAUGGCCUUGUUUUGCUUUUUAGCAUGAGACCUCCUGUGGCAGCGGGCAUGGCCAUGCUUCAGAUUCAAGCAAGCCGAAAACGAGCAGUUGACGAGCGCCUAACACAUGGGCAGGUGGCUCAUACCCAUGGGCCGCAACUGACUCACACAAUUUAUCUUGAGGAGCUCAUAGAGCGACCAGAACCAGCCCUGCAUUUUGUGCCAUACAAGAUCAUCUGGGAAACAUCCUCUCCUGAGCGACCCAAGGAGCUUUUUCUUACUGAUGGGGCCAUGGAACACGAUGUUGAACAAGCUCUUGCGGACCUACAUCUCCCUACGCACGCCUAUCAAAUGGGCUGCACUGGGAAGUUCUUCUGCGUUCCAAUUAAUUGGAAUCCGCCCGAUGACCAAUUUCACUACAUAUAUGUGAAUCCGCAAGACACAGACACGGAGUCAGCUUUCCUCCACACGGAGAAGCGCCCAUUGCAAGAGCUGGACCACAUGCAGUUGCUCCACCGCAUCGGCUACACGAGAGCAGUCAUACUCGACGUACAACGUCUCAGAUCUAACUUGACUCGCAUUCUCUACCACAACAAUAGCCCAACUCUGGAGAACAUGGCCAACCAGCAUAAGAUCAAGCGUGCCAAUUCUUGGCCACCUGCACAGGCCAUUACGACUGUGGGCCCCAUGAUUGAUCUCCAACAACUUCAAUGUCGGACGCCGUCUAUGGUCUUAGAGAUCGACAUUGAAAUGAUUCAGGACUUCUUCCACUCGGCAACUGACCUUCUAUGUCCAUGGUUCUCUCACCUUGAGCUUCCGGAAACUACACGCACUGCUCUCGCUAGCAUGCCAACAGAUCCGGAUUGGGAGAAACUGGACCGGCUUAUUGUCUAUACUGAUGGCAGUUCCCAAGGACAACUCUGCAGGCGACCCCCAUUAUGGGCGGAAGAACAUGCCACCACUGAUGCAUGGGCCUUUCUUGUCCUCGGAGAACGAUAUGCACGUUCAGAUGAAGAAGGAGUCCUUUAUUUCAUCGGCUGGCAAGCCCACAACGUCGUUUACCGUGCAGACACAACACACCAUUUGGGUACGUCUCAUUUGGGAUCAGAGCAUGCAGAGCGAGAGGGUAUGUUCUGGGCAGGACUUUGGCGUUUAGCUUGCAAUAGCACCCUGCCAACCACCUUCAGGCCUGACUCCCUUUCCACCGCCCAAAAGGCAAUGGGACAAUCUGGCACCAAUCAUACCACUGCUGCUUAUGUUGCUUUGCGUUCCACCUUUCAAGCCUUGCAAUCUGGACUGAGAGAUGGCUUGCAAGUUGACCCGGUUCGAAGUCACAUGAACGAACCGUGGAACGACAUGGUGGACUUCCUCGCAAAGCAUCAAGCAAAACAUGACCAGAAACUUGCUCGACAAGAUGUUGAUCUACGCAAGCUUCAGUCCUUUCUGCCGUAUUUUUGGAUGCUUCUUGACAAGCGGUCAGGACUACCUGAAUUGUGUGUUGAAGGUUUUGAAGUCUCUCCGCCGGACUUGCCCCCUUCAUGCAGACCUUCUAUUGCACAACAGCAUGAUCCAAUCACAGGCCUUGGACGAUUUCAUGUCAGUCUCCUGACUGUGAAUGUUAUGUCACUUUACAAGGGACCCGAUGGAGUGAGUGGCAAACUUCACAAUCUGCGCCGCCAAGUGAUGGACCUCAAGUUCAAUUUUGUGGGGAUCCAAGAAGCAAGAAGCGAAGCUGGCAAAACGUGCGUCGACAAUCUCAUCAGAUUUGCAAGUGGAGCAGACAAUGGGCAGCUUGGUGUUGAGCUUUGGAUCAACCUGAACCAGCCCUUCAUUCGCACUACUGAUGCUCCUCCACAAGUGAUCCAUUUUGACACAGACAACUUCCAAGUCGUGCACGCAGAUCCAAGAAGACUUUUGGCAAGAGUCUCCCAUCCAAGCUGGAAGUGCCUUCUUUUUGUUGGCCAUGGACCACAUACUGGACGUCCUGACGAUGAAAGAUUUCACUGGUGGACUGAGACCAUAGUCUUAGUCAGACGCUUCAGGAGAGGCAUGCCAGUAUUUGCAUUUCUUGAUGCCAAUGCGCGUACAGGGCCUAGUGCCCCACCACAUAUCAUGGAGUUGGAUGACGUGGACAAUGCCAACACUGCUCCUUUCCGUGAAUUUCUUUACGCACAUGAUCUUGCCUUGCCCUCCACGAGCAGCUGCCACCAGGGAGACCAGGAUAGAUCGGCACAGCCUCGCUUCGACCGGGCCAAGAUCGGCAAACCCAAAAAGCCCUACAUCUCGGAAGAGACUUGGGCCAUCAGAUCAGCCAAGCUGGAGAGAAUGUCAUGCUUGCUGACUGGCAUUUUCAGACCACUUGGUAUUGCAGCUCAAUUCGCCUUUAUGUUCGGUUCUAUCAACUUGGGAAACGCCUUCGCCAAUGUCUGCGCUCUGAAAGACCGACAUUUGGACCAAGUCCUGGACACUCUUGACGCCAAUGCUGCCACUGGUGAGAUUCUGCAUCGCCUCAAAUCAUUCAUUGGGCCAACCAACCUCAAGAAGGUGCAUGCUCGUACCUUGCCAAUGGUCCGCAAACCAGAUGGAGAAAUUUGCGAGACCCGAGAGGAGGCUAGAGAUCAAUGGAUCUCAUUUUUUGGCCAAAUGGAAGGAGGGCAGCAAAUCAGCUUGGAUGACCAAUGGACAAAAUGGAGAGAAGGGCUCAUACAAUUCCAGCAGAGACCCGAUAUGGCCAUGACCUUGCAUGAUAUUCCCUCUUUGGUGGAGCUCGAGCAGGCAUAUCGGAGAGUCUCCUUGGGCAAAGCGACGGGCCUUGAUGGAGUUCCUUCUGAAUUAUGUCAUUACUUCCCGAGGGAUAUGGCCAGACUCACAUAUGCCAUGAUGAUGAAAGCCUGCAUCCACGGCCAAGAAGCAGUGACCCACAAAGGUGGGCGAUUGGUCCAUGUUUACAAAAACAAAGGAGAUCCUCGUGACUGCUCCUCCCAUAGAUCAUUACUGAUCUCAAGCCACGUUGGGAAGACACUGCAUCGGGCUUUGCGACAGCAUCAUUAUCAACUUUAUGCCAACUAUCAACAAGGACAACAAGUUGGCGGCAGACAAAAGAUGCCAGUCGGGGGAGCUCUACACAUGUCACGGGCGUACCUUCGCUUACAACGUGAGUCGAGGAGACCUUCAGCAAUGAUAUUCCUUGACCUCACCGAAGCGUUUUAUCGCGUCAUUCGACCACUGGCGGUUGGUGGACGCCUUAGCGAUCAAUGUAUUGAACACAUGAUUGCACGGCUUGGCCUACAGCCUUCCGACCUGGAUGAGCUCUACACUCAUCUGCGCAGUCCAUCUGCGCUGGAGCUUGCAGGCGCCCCUGCACAUGUGCAGAAUCUCUUGAAGGCCAUCCACCACGAUACGUGGUUUGUCGUUGAUGACCAAGAAGAUGUGGUACACACGGAGCUUGGCUCCAGGCCCGGCGACGGGUUCGCCGACGUCGUUUUCGGCUUUCUAUGGAGUAAGCUCCUACGUCAACUGGAGAAGGAGCUCGCGGCCUUGGGCAUUUUGGAUCACUUUCCUCAAGAACAUGGCCCACUUUGGCACCACCGAGGACCGGAUCAGCUUGAUCAGAACACAGGUCCUCAACAGGCCUUCUUAGGCCCGACCUGGAUGGAUGACCUUUGCGUGUGCCUAUCCGCAGGAGACAAUGAAGCCCUGACCCAAAGAAUGGGCGUCGUUGCGGGCAUGCUCAUCGAUCUCUGUAGAAGUCACCGCAUGGAACCCAACCUCCUCAAGGGCAAGACAGAAAUCAUGCCCAGUUUUUGUGGAAGUGGAUCUCGAGCAUAUCGGCGCCGAUUCCUCAGCCAGUCAACAGGGGCAACCUUUCCUGUCAUGUGUGAAACUGGUCUUCAUAUGCUUUCUUUCGUGAGCCGCUAUACCCAUUUAGGCGGUGUUAUUCACCACAGAGACGUCACAAAAAGUGAGAUCGCCAGGCGUCUGAGCAUCGCACAUGGCGCCCUCACACAGCACAAACGAUUGUUGUACAAAAAUCCUCAUUUGACUUGGUGGAAGCGCAUCGAGCUGUUCCAGACCCUCGUAUUGAGCAAACUCGCUUAUGGCUUGGAGACAUGGACAUUCUCUUGUUAUCGCAGCCGGGGCCAGUUUCAUGCGGGUGUUAUGCGGCUUUAUCGUCGACUAUUUGAUGGAGCACACAAUGCCCACCGCAGCGAUGAGGAUAUUUUACAGGCCACAGGCCUGCCACAACCUGCGGAACUCCUUCGACGAGCCAGGUUGAGAUACUUGGGCACAUUGUAUCAGGCAGGCGCCAGUAUUUGCUGGGGACUCAUCAAUCAAGAUGCCAGCUGGCUUGCCUUGUUGCGCACUGACCUCGAAUGGCUGUGGGCCCAACUGGAGAACAGCACAUCCUUGGGACAUGGUGGAGAACACUUUGCUGCUUGGGAGGAGAUCAUCUUACACUAUCCAGGAUAUUGGAAGAAACUCAUCAAUCGAGGAAUUCGCCAUGCUUCUCAACAGCGUAAGAAGGAGCACAUCGUGGCCAAUUUUCAUCGGAGAAUUUUCCUUUACCUUGAGAAUAUUGGUGCAGUGGACUCCACUCUUCUGCAACAGGUCCCCUCAGUUGCACUGGGGCAUUUUGGCUGCAUGCAGUGCGAACAGAGAUUCCUGAGUCGAGCAGGUGAAGGUGCGCAUCUUUUCAAACGACAUGGCAUUUGCGCAGAAGCACGCAGUUUGUUUGAUGGUACGAGCUGUCCAUGCUGUCUGCGCAAUUACCACUCGUACUCUCGUGUACUGGCACAUCUUCGUCAUGCACAUGCAUGCCGUCGUACGCUAGUUGCACGCGGAACCAGAUGCGCACCGGCGGCAGGCCAGGGCUCCAAGACUGAUGACCAGCUUCUUGCAGCCAAUGAUGGGGCCCUUCCCUUUUUGCAAGCAGCACAGGGACCACACCAGCCUACAGGCGCUCUGCAAGAUUUCCUCGACUUUGACCUCGAAAUCUAUGAAGCCUGCUAUGAAGCCAUUCUCAACAGUGACACCAUCGCAGUUGCCAAGGAGGCCAUCUGCGAGGUAGUGACUUCGCGACCAAUCUCGUGGACAAGAUGCAGACGUACCUUGGAGCAACUCCGUGGAGAUCUCACUGAGGAGCACUUGGGCGACGUUGCCCUCUCCCUCACUGAGUUACAACAGACACUUCAGGAGCUUGCGGAACCCUAUACAUGGACCUUCCUUACUGAUGCCAAGGAGACCUCCCCUGGCAAGAAGGGAGACAACGUACAAUUUUGGGAAGCACGCACACAGCAUCUGGUGGAAGAAGGUUUGAAGCUGACUGGCAACAUGGGGCCGCAUCGGCCUGUUGGACGACACCGGAUUUUACUCCAUGCAUUUUCCGGUCGACGUCGACGUGGAGAUGUGGAAUGGUACCUGAACAUUUUGGCGGCGAAGCACGCUGGAUGUACAGUCCAUGUUGCAUCCCUGGACAUCAUCAUCGACCCCGUUUAUGGAGAUGUUGGUCGUGAUGGUACACGUUCCACAUGGCUGCACGCUAUCACGCAGGGCUGGGUUAUUGCUUUUUUGGGAGGCCCACCAUGCAACACCUGGAGUCGUGCUCGACAUGUCCAAGUUAAAGGAGGGCCCCGUGUUGUUCGACAUGUGGACGAGCCAUGGGGACUGCCGUCUCUCCGACUGAGAGAGAUGGAACAGAUCAUCAUGGGCAACCUUUUACUUGGCUUUGCCUUGGAGUGUAUGACCCUCCUCGCCAUCUAUGCAGGCAUGGGCGUUCUUGAGCACCCGAAGGACCCGGAGAUUGACUUCAUGGUCUCCAUCUGGCGACUCCCGAUUGUGCAGCUGAUCCUUUUGCUGCCCAACACACGGAUGGUCACCAUGGCCCAAGGGCUCCUGGGAGCGCCAAGUCCUAAACCGACUUCCUUGCUGGUUGUGGGACUACCUGGACUUGAAGAUGACCUUCGUGGCCACCGACUCACACCAGAUCUACCUCAUGGCCAAUCAGUGGGUCGUGGAGCUGAUGGCGGCUUCCUGACAGCUCCUCUCAAGGAGUAUCCUCCUGCUAUGUGCAAAGCACUAGCUCAGGCGUUUUUUCGUGGUAUGUGCGAACCUUGUGAUGAGGCGCCAUCCACGACGCCGAAUGAAUUCCUGCGGCUGGUGAGACGCAUGCAGGACUCUGAAUUUGGCCAAUUUAUCGGCCACGACGGCUAG
Messenger RNA from Cladocopium goreaui, 8961 nucleotides. The record is from the annotation of a GenBank genome assembly. NCBI's taxonomy places the organism in Eukaryota, Dinophyceae, Suessiales, Symbiodiniaceae.